AUGCCGCCAAGACCGCCAUCCAGCAAAGGCUCGAAGUUCGUUUCAUUCCGGAUCACGAUGCGGUUUUACUUGCUAAUCACCACAGCACAUGUAUACGUAGGCACUACACUUGGCGCGCCAGUCCGUAGCUACAUAUACUCGGGAAGCUUGAGAUAUCGAUUUCACAUGGGAGUGACAAACAUACAUAAUAGUCUAAUUAUUGACAUGGAUCAUGAGCAAUUGGCCAAUUGGAAGGCUCCCGGUCCGCCGGUCUCAAUUGGGGCAGUGGAUUCUCAUGAUAGUAAGUUACGUCCAUACAUGAGGUACCGGCGCGUGUUUCUGGUGUUGUGUGUGAAGGUACUUUUGGAGAAUCGUCAACUUGAGUAA
Molecule: messenger RNA, 366 nt
Organism: Morchella importuna
Lineage: Eukaryota; Fungi; Ascomycota; Pezizomycetes; Pezizales; Morchellaceae
Exons: 5
Coding region: 1-366 (121 amino acids)
Source: RefSeq, a predicted model, not a curated record